Blastomyces dermatitidis ER-3 is the source of this 1562-nucleotide messenger RNA. Its product is annotated as dynein light chain. Gene Ontology annotation, biological process: microtubule-based movement. The transcript has 4 exons. Gene Ontology annotation, cellular component: cytoplasmic dynein complex; cytoplasm. NCBI's taxonomy places the organism in Eukaryota, Fungi, Ascomycota, Eurotiomycetes, Onygenales, Ajellomycetaceae. The record is from RefSeq and is a predicted model, not a curated record. The coding region runs from base 556 to 999 and encodes 147 amino acids. Gene Ontology annotation, molecular function: dynein intermediate chain binding.
UAUCACGUGGCAGUGAUGAUGGCAGUGAUUGGCCGAUCUGGUGUGGCUGGCAAGUGGCUGAGGUCUGACAUCACAUCAAACCGCUCCGCAAAGCGGUUUUGUCUGCAAACGAGGAAACCCUACUUGUGUUUCUUGGGCAAUUAGAGCAGCUUGGUCGAGAGCAAGGGAUGAUAAUCGCAUACUAUGUGUGCUACAGAAAUGCAUUUUCGAUCUCCUCAAGCUCUCUUACGAUCUAUGGCUGCUGGCACCUUCGAGCUUCCAAGGCGGCUGGCAGUUGAGUUGCCCUGGUUUCCGCGCUAAUUCCAGCCAAUCGCAUUUACCUGUCCCCUAAGCGCCUGCGACCCUGCUUACGCUUACCCAGCGUACAGUACACCGGAUGAAUUGUUUACCUGGGAUAUGUCAGCUUACAUUCAUUCAAAAGUGCCCCUCACCAUCGCAGAGAACUAACAGUAUAUGAAUUCUCGUCCAGGGCAUCCUCCAACCAUUUAUCCAUAUAUCCCAUUGAGGUUUUGCUUCCGUUUUUGAUAGCCAUUCUCAUAUUCUCGACUACUAAUCAUGGGUGGUGAAGCUGGUGCGGGCAACCUUCCUAUCCCAAUUGCGGACUUGACAGAAAUUGCGACCGAGGCAUGCGACACGGCAUUGGAAGAUGUUAAAGGCUACGUCCACGAACAAGUCGGCCAAUGGAGCUCUCAUAUAAUCAACACAGUCCUCCAAGCACUCAUCGCAGCCACAACGCCCGAUCAGCCCGACGACGCCGAACCCGAUACCCCCCAAACCCCACCAUACCGCUUCAACGUAAAUUGUACGAUCAUACAACAAGGCGUAACAGCGUUAGAGACCCCAGAGUCUCGCGAGAAGGCUGGUAAGCGGGGGAUGCACUCCGCUUCCGGCGCAUACUGGGAUGUUAGCCGUGAUGGGAUGUGGACGUUCAAGUACCCGAACGCGGAAGAUAAGGGGCUGGAUUUGGUUCUGAAUAUUGUGUGGUUUGGGACGAAUUGAUUGUGCUUUGACGUGGUCUUUUUGUCUCUUAUAUAUCCCUCUUCUUUCUAUCUUCUUUCCCUCUUCUCUCCAAUCAGCUGGCGGCCAUAGAUCUGGGCGAUAAAUCAUACCUAAGUUCUUAUCUACUAUUUACAUUUUCACUCUCUCUCUCUCUUUUUUUUUUUUUUUUUUUUUUUUUUUUUUUUUUUUUUUGGUUUCUCGCCUAUAUAACUUGUUGGUUAGAUUUCCGAUUUAUAUACUGGAUGUUGACUGUAUCAUUGAGGACUGCUGCUUUUAGCUAGAUUCUAGCCGGCUAGGAUAACGAAAAGUGCACAUCUUGACCUAGUGAAUUCCAAGAGAUGUGUUUUGAACGGGGAUUCACGUUGCCCCCCCAUCAGUAUUCGCUUGUACUCUGUACUACCCUCCCUGUUAGAAGGGGCGGAUAACAGAGGGGGAAGGGGAUGAGUAAAGCUCCAUGUUGCACAAAGCACAUCGCCAGAUUGCACACCUAAGACAUAACAUAUAUAUACAUUCCAAACAAAGAGAAACACCGUUAUAUAAGUUCACCAUUUCAGCUAUUAGAC